Messenger RNA from Anisakis simplex (herring worm), 1632 nucleotides. The record is from the annotation of a GenBank genome assembly. NCBI's taxonomy places the organism in Eukaryota, Metazoa, Nematoda, Chromadorea, Rhabditida, Anisakidae.
AAUGCAACGUAUGUUUAUACGAGUGAUUAUCCUGCAUAUUAUCAAUACCAACCAAUAUUAACGACAACAUCAUCACCCAAUCAGACCACUCAGCCAUCAGUAAUAAAUAAUAAUUCAACCUAUAUAAUUCAACAAACGCAACAGAAUUCACCAUCUUCCAUUGAUGAUGAUAAUAAUACACAGUUGGCACAUACCACUCGGGCAUCUCCUGCCACGAUACAAUGGUUAAUAAAUAAUUACGAACCAGCCGAUGGGACUUCACUACCGCGAUGUACUCUGUACAGUCAUUACAUCAACUUCGUUUGGGAAAUUGAUUCGGUCGAAAUCGAUCGUGAAGCUUUGGGAUGUGGCGAAGUGCCGCAGGUAACAUUACCGGAUAUGCACGCAUUGUGUGAUUAUUUAGAGCCGUUGGGCCUGCAUGUGCAGCACGCGAUCACCUUCAUUCACGCUUAUAAUGACAAUUGUGCUGAAGUAUUACAAUGUAUAAAACAAUUACAAUUUGAUGCAGUAGAAGGGUGUUGGUUAUCGUUUUGGCAGUGUGAUGGCGGCAGUAGUGAGGAGUUGGCUGGUAGUGAUAUUGACAGUGAUAACAACGACAACGAAUUAGUGCCACUGGCUGCGAAUGAUGCUGCUGCUGCUGGGUUCAAUAUGGACUUUGCAUUUUAUCAAGUCAUUGUCGAUGUACUUAUACCUGAUGUGUUAGCAUCGAAUAUGUCUAGUCAAUUAACAGUACAAAUUCGUAACUUUGCGAAGCAGUUGGAAGGAUUGAUGCGUAAAGUGUUGGUGGCAGCACCGGAUAAAGUAGUGCAGUUAAAAGUGGGCACGGUUCGAUUGUUAUCGUCAACAUUGCGCAGAUACACAUCUCUGAAUCAUCUUGCCUCUGCAGCGAGAGGCGUUUUACAGCGGGUUGAGCAAACACAACAGAUGUAUGUCGACUUUACUCGACUCGAUGUGAUGAAUAUUCAUGAUCAGGCCGGAUGGGUAUGUGAUUGCGAUGCAGUGCUCGUGUCGAAUUUACAAACGGAUUUUCGUGAGAAUCUUCAGAAGCAGAAAAGUUUGGAACAAUGGGCCGAUUGGAUGGAAGCCGUUGUUGAUCAGGUAUUGGCGAAGUGUCACGAUAAACCGCUGAAUGUGUUGGCAGACGUUGCGAAGCAGUUUUUAAAGAAUUGGUCAUUCUAUAGUUCCAUGAUAAUCCGUGAUCUAACGUUACGAUCCGCGCAAUCGUUUGGAUCGUUUCACUUGAUUCGGCUGCUUUACGACGAAUAUCUGCUGUAUCUGGUCGAGUUGAAACUCGCGAAAAGGGCCAAUAAACCAGUUUUAUCAAUAAUGUCUCAGACAGCAACGGUACGACGUGAGCCUAUAGCAGUUGCAAGUGAUGAAAAUAAAAACAAUGAAUAUUAUUACAAUAUUUAUUUGGAUGGACGAUUGUUGAAAACGCCACGAGGUAAUCAACUAAAUGUGAACUCGGAAGCAUUAGCUCUGUUAAUUGCAAACGAAUGGAAUACACAAAAGAAUGUACUGGAUAUAAAUUGUAUGCGAUUAUGUGGAUUGCAGUUCACUGCGAUUGAUAAUCCUCUCAAUGUGCAAAGGCCGAGCUGGGACUUAACUCAUGGUUGUUUAUGCCUUUCUUGA